Setaria italica (foxtail millet) is the source of this 1482-nucleotide messenger RNA. Its product is annotated as putative serine carboxypeptidase-like 23. The transcript is spliced from 8 exons. Gene Ontology annotation, cellular component: vacuole. The coding region runs from base 1 to 1482 and encodes 493 amino acids. Gene Ontology annotation, molecular function: serine-type carboxypeptidase activity. The record is from RefSeq and is a predicted model, not a curated record. Lineage: Eukaryota; Viridiplantae; Streptophyta; Magnoliopsida; Poales; Poaceae. Gene Ontology annotation, biological process: proteolysis.
AUGAGGAACACUGCUUCCCUCCUCUCCUUGUUGCUCCUAAUCUGCGCAGCUGCGCUGCACGCAGAUGCGUCCCAAGAGGCUCAACUGAGAGAGUUCCUCAGGUCUAGGAGGAACAGUCGUAGUGAUAAGGGCACGUUUAAGGUGAGUAGCAUAGGUAGCAGGGUUGCCAGCAGCCUGCAGAGAACCAGCUACUCCGGCGGCGCUGACCAGAGCGCCCUGAAGGCGGCCGACAAGAUCACGUCGCUGCCGGGGCAGCCGGACGGCGUCGACUUCGACCAGUACGCCGGGUACAUUACCGUCGACGAGAAGAACGGCCGCGCGCUCUUCUACUACUUCGUGGAGGCGCCGCAGGAUGCCUCGUCAAAGCCGCUGCUCCUGUGGCUCAAUGGAGGGCCAGGGUGCUCCUCGUUUGGCUACGGAGCAAUGCAAGAACUGGGCCCGUUCCGUGUAAACAACGACAACAAAACGCUGAGCAGGAACCAGCAUGCUUGGAAUAACGUGGCUAAUGUGAUCUUCUUGGAAUCGCCGGCGGGUGUUGGAUUUUCUUACUCCAACACCUCUUCGGACUAUGACCUCAGUGGCGAUCAAAGGACAGCCGAUGAUAACUAUUUAUUCUUGAUUAAUUGGUUGGAGCGUUUCCCUGAAUACAAGAGCCGUCCAUUCUACAUCUCCGGGGAGAGCUUCGCUGGACACUACGUGCCGGAACUUGCAGCCACCAUCCUAAUCCAGAAUUCGUACAACAGCAAGACAGCUAUAAACCUACAGGGCAUCUUGGUUGGAAAUCCACUUCUGGACUGGAAUAUGAACUUCAAGGGUAGAACUGACUACUUCUGGAGCCAUGGGUUAAUGUCAGACGAGGUUUUUACCAACAUAACCAGGCACUGUGAAUUUGACGACUCAGAUAACAAUAACGUGGUGUGCAUUGGCGCCUAUGAUGCUUUCGAUCCUGGACAGAUUGAUCCUUACAACAUAUAUGCUCCAAUCUGUGUUGAUGCGGCCAACGGAGCAUACUACCCCAGUGGCUACUUACCAGGGUAUGAUCCAUGCAUCGAUUAUUACACCUACGCCUACCUCAAUGACCCAGCAGUGCAGAAUGCUUUUCACGCUAGAAUGACAAAGUGGUCAGGAUGCGCAGGAUUGCACUGGAAAGAUGCACCAAUCUCCAUGGUGCCAACAAUAUCGUGGCUAAUUAAGAAGAAGUUGCCUGUCUGGAUUUUUAGUGGUGAUUUUGAUUCCAUAUGCCCACUCCCCGCUACGAGGUAUUCCAUCCAUGACCUUAACCUGCAUGUCACAACUCCAUGGCGCCCGUGGACAGUAAACAUGGAGGUAGGAGGAUUUGUUCAACAAUACAAGGGAGGAUUCACAUUUGCUUCAGUUAGAGGAGCUGGUCAUAUGGUUCCUUCCUACCAACCUGAGAGAGCACUAGUAUUGCUAGACUCCUUUCUGAAAGGGGUGCUCCCACCCUACGUACCGGAGCAGUGA